Salmo salar (Atlantic salmon) is the source of this 1140-nucleotide messenger RNA. NCBI's taxonomy places the organism in Eukaryota, Metazoa, Chordata, Actinopteri, Salmoniformes, Salmonidae. The record is from RefSeq and is a predicted model, not a curated record.
AUGGCUCAACAGGGAGUUCUGCUGGACCAGGACCAGUUCUGUUGUUCUGUCUGUCUGGAUCUACUGAAGGAACCAGUCACCAUCCCCUGUGGACACAGUUACUGUAGGAGCUGUAUUGAGGGCUGCUGGGAUCAGGAUGUUCUGAAAGGGGUCUAUAGCUGUCCUCAGUGCAGACAGACCUUCAGUCCGAGGCCUACGCUGAGUAAAAAUAACAUGUUGGCUGAGCUGGUGGAGAAACUGAAGAAGACAGGACUCCAGGCUGCUCCCCCUCCGUCUCUGUGCUAUGCUGGACCUAGAGAUGUGGCGUGUGAUGUCUGCACUGGGACCAGAAAGCAGAAAGCCCUCAUGUCCUGUCUGGCGUGUCUGGCCUCUUACUGUGAGACUCACCUCCAAUCUCACUACGAAUCUCCUGCUUUGAAGAAGCACAAGCUGGUCAAAGCCACCGCACAACUACAGGAGAAGAUCUGCUCUCAUCAUGACAAACUGCUGGAGGUUUACUGUCGUACCGAUCAGCACUGUAUCUGUUAUCAGUGUUUGAUGGAUGAACAUAAAGGCCAUGAUACAGUGUCAGCUGCAGCAGAGAGGACUGAGAAACAGAGGCAGCUGGGGAUGAGUCAGCAGAAGGUCCAGCAGAGAUUCCAGGAGAGAGAGAAGGAGCUGAAGGAGCUCCAACAGGCUGUGGAGUCUCUCAAGCGCUCUGCACAGGCAGCAGUGGAGGACAGUGAUCAGAUCUUUACUGAGCUGAUCCGCUCCAUUGAGAGAAGGAGCUCUGAGGUGAAGGAGCUGAUCAGAGCCCAAGAGAAGGAUCAAGUGAGUGAAGCUGAAGGAGUCCUGGAGCAACUGAAGCAGGAGAUAGCUGAGCUGAGGAAGAGAAGCACUGAGCUGGAGCAGCUCUCACACACAGAGGAUCACAUCCAUUUCCUCCAGAGUUAUCAGUCUCUCUCCAGUAUCAGUGUAUCUUCAGACUUACCCAGCAUCGUUGUCCGUCCUCUUCAGUACUUUGGAGAUGUGAGUAAGACUGUGUCUGAACUGAGAGAGAAACUAGAAGACUUCCUUAAAGGAGAAUGGACCAAGAUCUCCACUACAGUGAAUAUAGUGGAGGUUGUUCUGCCUCCAGAGCCCAAGACCAGAGAACAGUUG